This is a messenger RNA of Bufo gargarizans (Asiatic toad), 2092 nucleotides long. It is a transcript of the gene TEX26, whose product is annotated as testis expressed 26. Gene Ontology annotation, cellular component: cytoplasm. The transcript has 8 exons. The record is from RefSeq and is a predicted model, not a curated record. The coding region runs from base 81 to 1130 and encodes 349 amino acids. NCBI's taxonomy places the organism in Eukaryota, Metazoa, Chordata, Amphibia, Anura, Bufonidae.
UGGGCACAGUCGGGGACGUCCUGCCGCGCCUCCUCCUCACCCGAGACCGGUGCCCGCGGGGGAUCCCGAGCUCCGUCACCAUGAUCGGCACUCAGCUGGAUGGAGACCUUCUGAAGCCACAGUUCAUGGAGCAGCUGAACUAUCUGAGAGAUAAAAGUAAAUCAUUGCCGGAGAAAGAAAAAUGUGACCAGUUGGCCGCCUGUCUGCUCAUAUCCUCCAAGUUCAGCAGCCACAAGAAGCCUCCUGGAGCAGCAGACAGAACUCCACAAAGACCCAAGACGGCCAUGGCUUCUCUUGGAGGAAACAUAUGGGAUCCUUAUGAGACAACUAUGAAUAGAGACUACCCUCAUAACGUGUCUUCUCCACCAGUGGCCGUACGACCCAAGACAUCUAAAAGCUACAGCAACCCUUACUAUCUGUGUGACCCUGUUGGGAUCAGCAUGUACAGCGAUGAGUUUAGCUGGAAACCAUAUUCCAAGCCAGAGCCUAUCAGAGCGGCAACAGCAUCAGGAGCCAGAAACAACAGACCUCACCCUGACAAGACUUUUUCUACCUGGAAGUUACCGCAUGAAGAGAAGACGAUCUCCCAGGACAGCUAUUCUCCGUGGAUUAAGCCUCCGACUAUCGAAGAGGUACAAAGAGCAAUGAGGUCCCAAUAUCUCUCCACGUAUAAAGGGGACUAUCUAGGAACGCCACAAGGUUAUCAGGUGAAAUAUGCAAUUGAUUUGUCUCCAAACUGGAGGAAAGAUGUUCCGCAGCCUCUGGCCACGGAGUCAAGGUUCAAUUAUCAAGUCCAGCCUCAUUGUCCUAAACUGGACGAUUUCACUCACAAGUAUGGAUGUUAUGCAAAUCGACAUCUUUCGGCUAAAGGAGUUGUUCCUUCGGUGACAUAUUCUCACAUCCGAAACCAAGAAAAUAAGAAGCAGCUGACCACAUACCAGAGACAUUUCGGAAGAAGCUUGCUUGACCUUUCAGCACUUGCACAUUCAUUGAGUCCGGAGGAAGUGGCGAGCUAUCUGCCGAAUGUCCCUAAUGAAGAAAGAAGAGCACUGGAAAAGCUGCUGAAAACCCUCCACGGAGGUGACCAUCAACAUAUGGAGUCAACUCGGACCAAGUUAAAUGGUCGCUAGUGAGACGAUAGGAGCCGACAACCCUGAUUUUGCUGCUGACAAUUUCCGUACAUGCUGUGAAGUAAAUGGAUGCUGUGUUAAAAGGGGUUGUCUCAAGACAGACUGAUCAUAUAUGGUUAGGGUAUGCCAUCAAUGUCUGUUGGUGGGGGUCUUAGUUCUCUGCUCUUGCUAACCACGACAAUGAAGUGGUGGUGGUGCUAGCCCCAUGCCACAUUUUCUUCUGUCAGCUUUGCUUGGUUUUUCCUGGAUGUCGCAUGGUCGCCCAUUGACUAUUAUGAGCCAUCAUGCAACCUCCAGAGAAAGCUGAGAAGAGCCAACAGCAGAUGAAGUGGUCACCAUGUUUCUAGAGUUCGAUUGGCAGCGGUAACAACCAUCAGACCCACCAAUCAGAAAGUCCUGGCAUAAGCUAGCAGUAUCACAGCGAUGUUUGUCCUGAACCGACCCCUUAAAAAAAAAAAUUACAAAAAAUCCUCCAAUAUCAGAAAUCACUUGUAAGUUCUCCUGUUUAGCGUUUUCUUGUUUCUAAGAAAGCUGGGUGCGAACAACAUAUCUACCUGUACCACUCACUUAUUUCUGAAUCUCUUAUCUAGCUAGUUAUGCAGUGACAUAGGGGGUCAUUAACUAUCUGAUAUACGCUAGUUUCUGGCGUAUAUCUGUCGCAGGUUGCAGUGCAAAGGUUAUUUGCGAUGCAAUCUGCAACUUUUCCUCUCUCAUGUAAGGUCUAAAAAGGGGGACGUGGCGUGGUUGGGGAAGGGCCGUCUCAUUUAUCAUUUUUUUUACGCCUGUUUUAGGUGUAGAAAACGGUCUAAAUUUAAGCCAGCAAGGAAGCUGUCUUACAUUUAUACCGGUGGAUGAGGUGAAGUUAUGUAGAGGCCCCAAUCCCAGCGCAUGGGAUUAUGAAGACCGGCGUCUAAAACACCGGUUUUAAUAAAUGACCCCCAUAUUCUCUGCUCCUGGUAAUG